AUGGGCGGAUCAGCGCAUCACGAACCCUUCAAGGCCCUCGGUCCCGUCUCCUGGCCCACCGACCUCGCCGGCCGUCCUGACUCCGACCUACAAGCCCUCCUAACCUUGACCUUCUCCGACGCCCAAACCCUCGUCGACUCGAUCCCGAUACCACCCAGCGUCGCAGCCGCCCACAAGACCGCCGCCGGUCGCACCCGCUCAGCCACCGACUCGGUCGUAACCAGCCAUCACACAACUGGCUCCCACCAGCACCCUCCCAAGCUCUCAGCAGAAGCAGCCGAAACAGCCACCAAGCUGCGCAAAGAGUGGAAGGAGUGCAAGGUUUCCUCCCCGAAAGAGAACCCGCUCGGCAUUAACGUGUACAAGCUCUCAUCGAAGGACGGAAAGGGCGCCUGGUUCGCUCGGAGGAGCGUCCAUAAGGACAUGAGCUUUGAUAAGUGGAGAGCUGGCUUGGAAAGGGAGUUUGUCGAGAGCAUUAAACGGUACCAGGAGAAUGGGACGGAGCCGGGGACGGGGAAUAUUAGAGGUAUUGGGGGAGAGAGGAGGAUUGAGCGCAUUCCUGGGCCGACUACGCCUAGGGACUUUGUCACUUGUUUGAUGAUGCCCGGGCAUGGGAAUGCCCCUUCGAAAAAGGGAGGACCGAGACAGCCGAGACAGUUCAUGUUGGUGUCAAGACCUUGCGAACACCCCGAUGCGCCGGCUCGGUCGAACUUUAUCCGGGGACAGUACGAGUCUGUCGAGGUCAUCAGGGAGAUUCCGCUGGACAGGCCGUUGAGAAAGACAAAGUCUUCUACGGAACUUAGUAGGGAGGAGUUUCACGAGGUGAAGGAUGCGCUGGACCAGGCGGGCGUGGAUGAUAUCAAGAAGGAGGCUGUGCUGCGGUCUGCUAAGCAAGCGUCCGCGGCAGCGGCUGAUGGCGCUGAUGAUCGUGGCAGAUCGUCUUUUAAGGGUGAUGAGGAUGAUCAGCAGUUUGCUGUUGAGUGGCUCAUGGUGACACGCAGUGAUCCCGGAGGCAGCGUGCCUAGGUUCAUGGUCGAAAGAGGAACUCCUGGCGGUAUAACUAAUGAUGCCGCGCGUUUCGUGGAUUGGCUGUCGACCAUGAGUAUUGAGGAGCUUACCGGAAGCAGCGAUGACGAGGUGCCGGAGAAGACCAUCGAGACUGUCCCAACGCCUGGCGCCACUACGACGGCACCAAACCAGAUUAAGCGCAAGGAGGUUCCCGUACAACAGAAAAGAGCUCCUGGAGUUGAUAAGGUCAACCAUGCUCAAUCUCCGUUACGGCAGACAGAGGCUGUUGAGGAAGAAACCCCUGCUUCACAGUCGAGUGGCCUCUACGGUAUGUUGACCGGCGCUCUCGGUGCAGCAGGCAAUGCCGUAGCCAACAAAGUAUCCAACUUUGCCGGCACCACCAACGACACGGAAGACGACACCGCUUCACUUGCUUCCUCCACCUCUUCCUCUGACAUUGAAAGCGACACCUCAUCCAUCCGCAGCUUCGUUUCCGCGACAGAAGGAGAAGGUCACGCCGUCAACGCAUCCGGUCAAUCCGUCGCAGCUAACGGCGUCAACGACGACAUUACCAACGAUCUCACCAAUGCGACAUCAAUCCGCUCCGACCUCUCUGCCACGGAAUCUGCCUCUUCCCUUCAGCCCAUCACCACCGGCGAAAACGGCAGCAUCCAUCUCCCUGACCACUACUCCGCCCGGCGCGAGAAGCAUGAAAAGGAACUCCGCAAGCUCGAGGAGCGCCACCGCAAGGCCGAAGAGAAACUGCACCGUCUCCAAGCCAAACAAGCCGCCAAGCGGCGCGAGCAGGAAGAGAAGGGACUCGCCGCCGCCGCAGCCGCCGCCGCCCUUGACGAUGACACCGCCUCCAAGCACAGCAAGAGCAGCAAGGCGGCGCAUGAGGACGCUCGCCUCGCCAAACUGGAACAGCACCGGCUGCGGGAGGAGCGCAAGGCGAAGGAGAAGUUGAGGAAGGCGGCCGAAAAAGAAGAAAAGGCGAACGUGUUGAGGGAGAUGGAGAAGGUGAAAGCCGAGAGGGACCUGGCGCUGAGGCAGAUGGAGAUGCUUAGAGAGCAGGUGGGCGAGUUGCAGAGGCAGAACACCAUGCUGGCGGCCAGGUUGGGCAAGUAUGAGGGGCCUGCGGCUGGAAGUGAAGCCGCCGUUGUAGGAGAAAGUCAAGCUCCAGUGGUUAAGAACGGCAACGGCGUUGUAGGGGCGUAG
Molecule: messenger RNA, 2226 nt
Organism: Sordaria macrospora k-hell
Lineage: Eukaryota; Fungi; Ascomycota; Sordariomycetes; Sordariales; Sordariaceae
Source: RefSeq, a predicted model, not a curated record